This is a messenger RNA of Phytophthora sojae, 1701 nucleotides long. RefSeq lists its product as hypothetical. Lineage: Eukaryota; Oomycota; Peronosporomycetes; Peronosporales; Peronosporaceae. The record is from RefSeq and is a predicted model, not a curated record. The transcript has 4 exons. The coding region runs from base 1 to 1701 and encodes 566 amino acids.
AUGGCGCAGCGUGGAGCAGCAUGGACGGAGGACGACGAGCAGGAGGUGAAGCAGUCGCUCCACCAGAAGGAGGCCAUCACGGCGCAGAUGAUCGGCAUCAUCUCGGCGCGACUCAACUCGCUGCAGACGACAGCGAACAACCGUAAGCACGGGCUCGAGUGCGACCUGCGGGUCAACUCGGACUACUGCUCCAAAAUGGUCCCUCCGCUCGUGGACACACUGGAAAGCCGAGGCGCCGCAGCCGCCAAAAGCCGAGCCACCUCGUCCACUACACUGGCGAGCAACCAAGCCAUGCUGGAGCGGCUGUUUGGUCCAGACGAGAAGACUCGAACCCACGCGCAAGUGCUCAAGAAGAAGAAGCUGGAGGUUCACAAGGGCGACAAUCGCCGGAAUGCGCGAGGACAGAUCGAGAAGCAACUGCAGGCGAGCAUCGAGGGCCACAUCACUCGAACCGUCGAGAGCUUCGUGUAUGGGAUGAAUGACGCAGACUUCAACACUGGCGGGGCGACGAAUCUAAGGAGCAGCGUCUACAUGAACACCAACCUGCUGCUGCUGCACACGUUCGAGCGGAUCCACACCAACCACGGGCGGCGUAACUUCAAGCGCUUUCUAUUGUCCGAGUUGUCGGGGGCGCUCUUUGAGGAGGUCUUCUGGCUCGUCUUCUGCCAUUUCUACCAGAAGAACUCGCUGGCGCAGCAGCGAGCACUCGCAGACGAGAUCAGCUCCAAGUACGUGAAAAUGGUGGCUGCACUACGUGGGAACAUGGACUACCUGUUUCGCGUUUACCCAUACGCCAUCGCCAGCGCGGUCUGUUGGGGGUUCCACUACCUCUUUCCAGGCUCUCGCCACCUUUACUCGACCGAGUUCAAGAACGACGUCUACCUCUUCGUGUGCCAAUUGUUGCUUGGUCUCAAGAUGACGCCGGCCUCGGUGCAAUCCAUGCGACGGCAAUACUUUCCCGAGGAAAUUGUGGACGAUCUGGGCGCCAAGAUCAAGCCUAUGGGCAAAUUGUCAGGCUCUGCCUCUGCUGGGGCGAUAGGCGAUGGCGCCACGCAAGGAGGUAGUUCGGCAAGGAAUGGAGGCUUUCCUGACAUUUCCCACCUCCCGAGACUUCUAUCGCCGCAAACCUCGCAAUCGCUUGCGAAAUCGGCCAGUGAACCGUCCUAUCUGGGGAAAUUGGCGAUCGGAGACAACAGCAUCGCCAAGAUCCUAGAAUCGCCUGCUACACCAGUCUCAAGUGCGGAUCUGGACGACGAAGAUGGCUUCGGAGCUUCACACCGCCUUCGGCGCCACCAGCAGCGGGCCCUUUUUAACGCGGCUCAGCUGAGCCCUCUCAUGAAGCAGUACUUCCGAUCGCCGACCAAAAACGCCAAGAAGGCGAGCUUCGUGCUGCGCACCACCCCAGCUGCCGACUGCGUCGUCGGUGGGGAGGAGACAUACCACAAAGUUUACCGGCGCAAACCGCAGAAGGGGUACGCGGCCGAAGCGCAGCGGCAACACGAGAAAUGUAUGCGAGAGAUUCAAAAGGAGCAGCGCGACACCAAGCGCGAAAUCGCCGCGCUACACGAAACCCGGGACCUCGUGCUCGGCAGCGGGAAAAAGGCACUGCAGGCGUAUUGCACUGUUUUGAUGAGCCGGAAACAUGUGAGCGACGAAGAAGAUGUGGCCCCGACCACGGCAGGGUGCGCAACGAACCAGUAG